Molecule: messenger RNA, 534 nt
Organism: Dibothriocephalus latus
Lineage: Eukaryota; Metazoa; Platyhelminthes; Cestoda; Diphyllobothriidea; Diphyllobothriidae
Source: the annotation of a GenBank genome assembly
CAUUUCAAAGUGGUCUUCGACACUGGAUCGGCUAAUCUUUGGGUCCCAUCCCAGCAAUGUAGCUGGUUUGACAUUGCAUGUCUUGUACACAACAAGUACAACAGCAAGAAGUCCACUACUUACGAAGCCAAUGGCACAAAGUUUGCCAUUCGCUACGGGACUGGAAGUUUAGAGGGAUUCCUGAGUACAGAUGUCCUGACGUUAGCUGAUAUCAAAGUGCGUAAUCAGACCUUCGGGGAGGCCACUUCGCAGCCCGGUUUGGUCUUCGUUAUGGCCAAAUUUGAUGGCAUUUUGGGCAUGGGAUUCCGGACUAUUUCCGUUGCGAAUGUUGAGCCUGUUUUCGACAACAUGGUCCGACAAGGCUUGCUAGAAUCACCAGUCUUCGCAUUUUAUUUUAACAGGAACACUUCUGCCAAAGCCGGUGGUGACUUGUUUCUGGGUGCCAUUGAUGACCGUUAUUACACUGGACCAAUAACAUACACUCCUGUGACCCGUGAAGGCUACUGGGAAUUCCAAGUUAACAAGUUAGUUUGA